Molecule: messenger RNA, 1901 nt
Organism: Salvia hispanica
Lineage: Eukaryota; Viridiplantae; Streptophyta; Magnoliopsida; Lamiales; Lamiaceae
Source: RefSeq, a predicted model, not a curated record
UACAAUUAAUUAUCAAAUACAAUCAUGGCACCCGCUAUUCUCGUCGGACCACCGGAAAUCCACCAACACUCACCCAAAUCCACCUCCACCGGCGAUGCAUUCAUCGAUCUUAUGGUUGCAGAUUUUAACACAACAACAACAACACUCCCGCCGUUAGGCCUCACUGAAAACCUCUCUCCCACCUUUCUCUUCACCGGAAAUCCCUGCUUGGAUUUCUUCUUCCACAUCGUCCCUGACACGCCUCCUCAAUUCCUGACCGAUCGCCUCAAGCUCGCCUGGGAUCAGGAUCCUCUCAAGGCUCUCAAGCUCGUCUGCAAUCUCCGUGGAGUCAGAGGCACCGGCAAAUCGGAUAAAGAGGGUUUCUACACCGCCGCCCUCUGGCUGCACCACCACCACCCCAAAACCCUUGCUUCCAACGCUGCUUCCUUCGCUGAAUUCGGCUAUUUCAAGGAUUUGCUCGAGAUCCUCUUCCGCCUCCUCGAAGGGCCUGAGGCACGCCAAUUGGCCAAACAGAUUGGAGAGUUAUGGAAUUCAUCUCAGUCGAAGAAUCGGAAUGCAAAGAGGAGAAGAGGCAUCACCUAUACGGCUGAGUUCAAUAGAUUGAACAAAUCGACGCCUGAAGAGAAGAGGAUCGAGAGAGCGAAGAGAGUGGUGGACAGAUUCAAUCACGACCCCAAUUUCAAGUUCCUGCACGACUGCGUUUCCGAUCUCUUCGCUCAGCAGUUGAGAUCGGAUAUGGAGAUGCACAAAUCAGGGAAUUUCAACAAAAUCAGCCUCGCCGCCAAAUGGUGCCCCUCUCUGGAUUCGUCCUUCGACAGAAUAACUCUGCUGUGUGAGACUGUAGCGAAGAAGGUGUUUCCGAGGGCGGAAUUUGCAGAGUACGAAGGCGUGGAGGAGGCGCAUUACGCGUAUCGGGUGAGGGAUCGUCUGAGGAAGGAGGUGCUGGUGCCGCUGCGCAAGGCAUUGGAGCUGCCGGAGGUUUACAUCGGCGCCAAUCAAUGGGGAACUCUGCCAUACAACAGAGUGGCCUCUGUGGCGAUGAAAACAUACAAGACUCUCUUCUUCAAGCACGAUGAACAAAGGUUUAAAGAGUAUCUCGAUAAAGUGAAGUCCGGCAAAGCCACGAUUGCCGCCGGCGCAUUGCUUCCUCACGAGAUAAUAGAAUCCUUGAACGAUGAGAAUGGCGGAGAAGUGGCGGAGCUGCAGUGGAGGAGAAUGGUGGAUGACAUGGCUAAAAUUGGGAAAUUGAGCAAUUGCCUUGCAGUGUGUGAUGUCUCCGGGAGCAUGUCCGGGAUUCCGAUGGAGGUGUCGGUGGCGUUAGGGGUGCUUGUGUCGGAACUGAGCGAGGAGCCAUGGAAGGGGAAGGUGAUCACAUUCAGCGAAAACCCGAGGCUUCAGAGAGUGGAAGGGGAGAGGUUGAAAUCGAAGACGGAGUUUGUGAGAAGAAUGGAAUGGGGAAUGAACACUGAUUUCCAAAAGGUGUUUGAUUUGAUACUCAAAGUGGCUGUGAAAGGGAAUCUGAAAGCGGAAGAGAUGAUAAAGAGGCUGUUUGUGUUCAGUGAUAUGGAAUUCGAUCAGGCUUCAUCGAAUCCAUGGGAGACGGAUUAUGAGGCGAUAGUGAGGAAGUAUAGAGAGAAGGGAUAUGGAGAGUGUGUGCCGGAGAUUGUGUUUUGGAAUCUGAGGGAUUCAAGAGCGACGCCGGUGCCGGCCAAUCAGAAAGGGGUGGCGCUUGUGAGUGGAUUCUCCAAGAAUUUGAUGAAAAUAUUUCUUGAAGAAGGUGGAGUGAUGGAUCCAGUGGCAGUGAUGGAAGCUGCCAUUUCUGGGAAAGAAUAUGAUAAACUGGUUGUGCUGGAUUGACUUUCAAAUAUGUAUAUGCUCCAUAAUUCAAUGCUUUCUCUACC